Molecule: messenger RNA, 1312 nt
Organism: Epinephelus moara (kelp grouper)
Lineage: Eukaryota; Metazoa; Chordata; Actinopteri; Perciformes; Serranidae
Product: low affinity immunoglobulin gamma Fc region receptor II-a-like
Exons: 5
Coding region: 7-804 (265 amino acids)
Biological process (GO): cell surface receptor signaling pathway
Molecular function (GO): transmembrane signaling receptor activity
Source: RefSeq, a predicted model, not a curated record
GACAUAAUGGAGGUCACAGCUCUCUGCAUCGGACUGUUGACAAAUGUGUUGAUGGUUGUGGUUGCACAAGUUCACUGUCCUCCGAAAGAUGCUUUUCCUUGUAUUCUCCCAAACAGACUGCAGUUUUUUGAGUAUGAGUCCAUCAAUUUUACCUGUGAGUUUGACUGCGUGGCUGAAUGGAGCGUGAUGAGGACACUGGAGAAUAUCGUUCCAACAAACAUCUCUAACUGGGUGACAUCAGCAGGAUCUGGCACCAUCAAACCUGCCUUUUCAUCGGACAGUGGAGCGUACUGGUGUGAGGACAGAGAUGGACUAAGAAGCAAUGCUGUCAACAUCUCUGUCACUGCUGGUUUAGUGAUCCUGGAGACUCCUGUUCUGCCUGUGAUGGAGGGAGACACUGUGACUCUGAGCUGUAAAAAGAAGAAAACUCCCGAUGACCUCGCAGCUGAUUUCUACAAAGAUGGGCUCCACAUUAGGACCGAAUACAAAGGAAAAAUGACCCUCUAUAAUGUCUCUACAUCUGAUGAAGGACUCUACAAGUGUAACAUCUCUGGAGCUGGAGGAUCACCAGAGAGUCGUCUGGCUGUCAGAGGGUUUAAGAAUGUUUCAGGACCUGAAGAAAAGACGGACCCUCCCCCUGCUCAACCCACCAGUCGCCCCCAGAGUCAGCACCGAAAUUUCCACACUCUGCUGUGGAUUGUCGGCACUGUUUUACUGGUUGCCCUGCUGCUGUUGGUGCUGGGAGUACUAUAUUGUAGGAUACACAAAGGUGAAGGGAGCACCACCAGAGGUAACUGCAUUUAAAGUUAUUUGAAAUCAAAGCUGCUGCACACCUGGUAACCACACCUGGUUAAAGUGAGGUUUAAAGUUCAGUUUUAGAGAAAAGUCAUUUAUGAUGCUAGAAAAGCAAAAAAGGUGAAAGCUGAAUAAAAUUUUCUCAAUCACCAUUAUUCAAGAAUAAUGGACUUAAGGUAUUAUGCAGAACCCUUCUUAAUAAGUCAUCCAACUAGUCCAAACCCACUGAGUGCACAGUUGCCCACGUACAGUGUCACAUGGUGUGUGUUUGGGAUACAGGUCAUAGGAAAUUGCAGAUUAAAUAGUCAACUGAACCCAUUAAGAAGAGCAAUGUAUUCAGACAGAGUGUUUGUGAAUUUGAUAGUUCAAUUGCUUUAUUGAAAGUACAGUAGUACCAUUGCCAAUAGUGGGAUAGUUAGUGGGCUAAAACUGUACAUUAGUAGUUGAGGUAGCACGUUGAAAGGCAGAUAGUUAAAGUGUUUAUAUGUUGUAUUGACUUAAAAGUGGGAGCCACAGC